Loa loa (African eye worm) is the source of this 1311-nucleotide messenger RNA. Its product is annotated as nucleotidyl transferase. Gene Ontology annotation, biological process: biosynthetic process. The record is from RefSeq and is a predicted model, not a curated record. Bases 82 to 1311 code for a protein of 409 amino acids. The transcript is spliced from 8 exons. Gene Ontology annotation, molecular function: transferase activity. Gene Ontology annotation, cellular component: cytoplasm. Lineage: Eukaryota; Metazoa; Nematoda; Chromadorea; Rhabditida; Onchocercidae.
UUGGAGGAAUUCUCUAACAUCUGACAUUGCAUCUGAAAAUUGAGGUCAAUGUUCCAGUCAGAUUGAGGCGAUACGUAACUGAUGACAUCAAUGACGACGACCUUGAAAGCUGUCGUUCUCGUUGGUGGUGCACAAAAAGGUACACGUUUUCGACCACUUUCACUACAGCUUCCGAAACCGCUAUUUCCGAUCGCUGGGGUGCCACUUGUCGAACAUCAUAUUGAGCAGCUUUCAAAGGCAAGUUUUAUAACGGAAAUUUAUUUGAUUGGAUUCUAUCCCGCGAAAUACUUUUACGACUUUAUCCAAAAAUGUAUGGAUACAUAUGGGAUUAGAAUCAGAUACCUGGAAGAACCUGGGGCACUGGGCACAGCAUGUGGUUUAUACCACUUUCGUUCAGUCUUACUUGAGGACAAUCCAAGUGCACUAUUUGUGCUUAACGCUGAUGUUUGUGGUGAUUUGCCAGUUGCCGAAAUGGCCCAUGAACUAAUCGUGAAACAUAACGCUCAUGGAUUAUUACUCACAACCGAGGCUACCCGUGAACAGUCCAUCAACUAUGGCUCCGUCGUAAUUGAUCCGAAUGGAAAGGUUCUUCACUAUGUCGAUAAACCAACAACUUUUGUCUCACCGCACAUUUCAUGUGGUGUUUACUUGCUACGCGCAAGUGUUGUUGAAAGGAUUGGUAGAGUACGCAGUUAUUCAGAUGCAAAGCAAGUUUGGUUUGAAACCGAGAUUUUUCCACAGAUGGCUUCAGAAUCCGUACUAUAUGCACUAAAAACGAAACGUUGGUGGAGUCAGACGAAAACCGCUGCUGCAGCACUUUAUGCAAAUCGCCAUUACCUACGUUUAUAUCAUGCUUCUGAUCCAUCACGGCUAUGCCAUGACAGGGCACAAAUCAUUGGUGAUGUUUUCAUCGACCCCACUGCUGAGGUUCAUCCAAGUGCAAAAAUAGGUCCGAAUGUGAGUAUUGGUGCGAAGGCAAAAAUUGCAGCCGGUGUCCGUGUUCGUGAAACUAUUGUUCUAGCGGAAGCAAUAAUCAACGAGCAUGCCUGUGUACUACAUUCAGUAAUCGGAUGGCGCAGUGUUGUUGGUGCAUGGGCACGUAUAGAAGGUACACCAAUUUCACCCAAUCCAAACAUUCCGUUUGCUAAACUGGACAAUAAACCAUUGUUCAACAUUGAUGGCCGUCUUAAUCCAUCACUAACUAUUCUUGGAUCCGACGUUCAUGUUCCUGCUGAAACGGUUAUUCUUAAUUCCAUCGUUUUACCAUACAAAGAACUCACAUCCAGUUACAAAAACCAAAUAAUACUGUGA